AUGCUGGCGACCGGUAGAAUUAAUGGCAGGAAUUCGAUACCUAUAAAAAAUGGAAUUGAUGAUGACGCCUUCAUUCUACUUCAGGAUGAAAAUUUGAAGGAGUUGAUUCCCAAUAUGGGACGGAGGUUAAAAUUCAAGAAAAAAUUGGACGAUUACUUAUUACUUUCGAAAGAAAAUAUUAAUUGUUACACUCUUGAUGUUGACGGAAGCAUAAAUACAUCAAACGCUUCAACGUCUACGCUCACCAUAGAAACAUUAGGGUGUCUUCCUAUAGAUAUUGAGCCAAUUCCUAUAGAUAUUGAGCCAAAUAUAGAAAGAGAUGAUUUUUUAGUGCCAGAAGCACCAAUAAAAAGACAAAAAUUGGAGGUCUCUCUAUUUGAAAAAGGUUUGCUGCAGUAUUUAGAAACUUUUCCAGAUGGAAAAAUCAUUUUGAGGAAUAAAAACAAAUUGAACGAGUAUUUCCGCUCUAAGUUAUGUAAAGUAAUAAUAGAUCAUCUCUUCUCAAAAUAUCCCUCUUACAAGAUUCCCCAGUUCGAAUUUGUGAGAGCAGCACAAGAAAUUGAAAACACAUUCCCCAGUGAAAAUGCAAACAUUUAUUUCAGGCCUUAUCGACCUAAAACAGAUGUAUCUCCCAGACAUCAGUGUGGAGGAAAGUUGUGGGCAAAAUAUAGCAAUUUGAAAAAAAUUUAUAAUUACUUGGAUAAAUCCAAAACAGUGCCCAGUGAUUCUUCAGAAGAUGACAACAACAUCCAAGAGGAAAUUUCACUUCACUUCAUCAAUAAUCAUUGUUCUCCCUUUGAUGAGGUUAUUUCCCAUUGGGACCUAUCAUUCAACAAACGUCGCAAAUUACUGAAGGAGUUAGAACUCCACGAAUAUUAUUCAUUUUUUCCGGCCUUGAAGUUACCUGAUGGUCAUUCCCUAUUAUUGAGAGAUUUUGAGAGAAUGUUCACAAACAAAAAUAAUAAUUUAAUCUGUAAAUGGCCAGAAGUACAAAAAGCAAUACUGCAAUUAGCACAGGAGAAGGGUGUUCUGCAGGAGGAAAGCAUAUUCAAUGAAGUGGUUGCGCUACUAACCCUGCCUCUUCUUUUUGCACCAACUACAGUGCGAGAUGGAAAGAAAUCUUGGAGACCCUCUAAAUUAGAAGUCUGUAAAAGUUUCAUUAUUCACAUCAAUAGUACUUCCAACUUACAUUCUACAAUUGAACGAAGUCGUCAAGACGCUGCUAAGAAAAAAAUCACUCUCCAACCGUUCAUCAUAUUUGCUGGUGAUGAGAAAAAUCCAGAGGGUAUGCUGAGUUAUAUAUCUAUUGACAACAAUGUCUACUUGAUUGAGAGUUGUUUGAAGGCUGUUGAUGUGACCUUCAAAAUAUUUUUUGCAUUGGAUGCCAGAUAUCCACCAGAAUCAAGUCACAUCUGGACAUACAUCCAGAGGACCAGUUUUCCAAGUGUUAAACUUCUUGUUAAACAUAUGAAAGUUAUACAUGCAUUGGCGAAUCAGGAUGAAUAUAAAUGUGCUGAAAAUGGUUGUGAUCGAUUUUUUCUAUCAGUAAAUUCGUUCAAAAAACAUCUAAACAGUCAUGAGAAUACUAGGAAAACAUCGCUCAAAACCGAUUUCACAAGUGAAAACAUAGAUGUUACACCAGAACAUUCUAAGAAUCAUGUAGACACAACUACACAACGAUACUUUGAAACAGAUAGACCUGCGAGCGAUUUUGAGGUACUUUCAAAUAUCCCCGAGUCAGAUGAGAGUUCUGAUGAAUUAGAACGAUUUCGUGAACUGAUAUCUAAUAGGGCAAAUGUUUUAAUUUGUCGGUUAUAUGGGCAGUUAUCCAUGCCUAGAAAGGAAGUUCAGAAUAUAAUUGAGGAUUUCCAAGAUUGUUUCAUGAUACCAUUGCACACUUUAAAGAACAAGAUCUCAUUGAGUGAAUUCAAAUCUGAUUCUGAAAAGAAAAAUAUUUUACAGAUGUUCGAGGAGUUAGAUAAUAUAUUUUUGAAUUUGAAUUCUGAAUAUCGUCGAAUGAAUCAUUUAGAAAAUACAGGAUACUAUAUCAAACCUGAACAAAUCACAAUUGGACAACAUUUAGUACUCAACUCCAGAGGAAUUUUGAAACCUACAGAAUUGUCAUAUCAGUUCAUAUCACUGAAAAAAACACUGAAAAUGCUGUUCCAGAUGAAAGAUGUCUUCAAAAUUUGCAUUGAAAACAUCCGAGAAUUACAAGAAGACAAACACACUGUCACCAAUUUAACUCAAGCUGAAUUGUGGAAAACUAAAAUAGAACAUACGAAGGAGCUCAUAUUUCCUUUAUUGAUAUAUUGUGAUGAUUUCGAAGUUGGAAAUCCCCUUGGAGCUCAUUCAGGAAUUCAUAAAUUGGGUGCAGUUUACUAUACUAUACCAGUUAUUCCACUAUCUCAUAGCUCUCAAUUAAGUAGGCUGGCCGGUAGUAUGAACGUCCAAAUUCGUGUACGACGUCGGACAAUCCCCGUAGAACGGUUCACCGUUGGCCGUCACCAUGUCCAUCACCUGCAGCACCAUGGUGCCCCCCGCGGUCUCCGUUUUUUCCCUGAUUUUCCUCUCGCCGAUCGUGUCUAUUCGACCCCUCGAACUGUACUGAUGCGAAAUACGCGCCGCGCGAUACUUCAACUGCGUCACGUGAGCUGUGCCGACCGCCGUAUUCUGCGCUACGUCUCAAACUGGAAGCGCAACGGCGAUUGUUUCGUCGCGGCCUCCUACUCCGCGCGUCGCGUCUUUGUUAGCGGUCGGAGGGGAAGUAGAGAGAGGGGAUAG
Phaedon cochleariae (mustard beetle) is the source of this 2784-nucleotide messenger RNA. The record is from the annotation of a GenBank genome assembly. Lineage: Eukaryota; Metazoa; Arthropoda; Insecta; Coleoptera; Chrysomelidae.